Molecule: messenger RNA, 2755 nt
Organism: Sciurus carolinensis (gray squirrel)
Lineage: Eukaryota; Metazoa; Chordata; Mammalia; Rodentia; Sciuridae
Gene: Gdnf
Product: glial cell derived neurotrophic factor
Exons: 3
Coding region: 947-1678 (243 amino acids)
Biological process (GO): positive regulation of branching involved in ureteric bud morphogenesis; negative regulation of neuron apoptotic process; peripheral nervous system development
Molecular function (GO): glial cell-derived neurotrophic factor receptor binding; receptor tyrosine kinase binding; growth factor activity
Source: RefSeq, a predicted model, not a curated record
CGGCAGACAGCUCCUUGUCUUGCCGCUGCCUUCUGCCCUGCGGAAAAGAGAGAAGGCAAGACAACCGAAGAGGAAGGAACGCCUUCGACAGGCGCGAGGAAAGCCCAGUGUAGCCCUCCACCUGGCAGAGCGCGGGGCACACAGGCGAAGCCCGGCGCGGGUGCAGCCGCCAAGUUCCGAUUGCCCCCUUCGGUUGUUCCGAGCCGAGCUCCGCACAUUCCUCCGGAUCUGCCCCGCGAGGAGAAGGCGCGAGCCCGGCGGCGUCUCCACGCGCUCAGCGCUCUCCCUGAACCCCCGGGAGGGGCGCCUCGCGUCACCCACUCGCACCCCGCUCGCCGGCCUCCCAAGCUCCAGCGCCUCCGCGCUGCUCUCCUCUCCCUCCCCCACCGCCGGGCCAGCCGCAGCCUCCCGACCCCUCCCCGCCUUGGGCCCCGAGCCUCCCCUCCCCCACCCAGGCCCCCCGGCCCGGGCUCCCGACGACCAGCCUGCGCUCCUGGCGCCCUCAUGUCUUCAAGGGACUGCCCGCGCGGGUUGACGUGGUGUCUGAUUCGGAUCUCCAGGCAAGACCUCAGCUCCCGCCGCAGCAUCAGACAGGCCCGUCUCAUACUCCCAGCCACUGCGCCCCGCCGAGGCGCAGAGUGCGCUGGCUGCCGCUGAGCCGCCCGCAGUGCCAGGGGCCGGUGCAGCCCCAACCAAGAGCGCCGCGCGCGCAGCGGUGUCACCCCUCACCCAAGGAAGGGGCGGCUGCUCAGACUUCGGCUUCUGGGGGUGCGGGAGACCUAAGGAGGAGGUGUCGGCGGCCCUCGCCCUUCUGGUGGCGGCGGCGGCUGGAACCUUGGCCGCCGCCUCCUGCGUUCCCUCGCUGCCCCGCGCGACCCCAGGAUUUCGAACUCUUGCCCCCGACCUGUUGGGCGGGGCUUCGCCCUCCUGCCCUCGGCCCGGAUGGAUGUCCUGGCUGGGACUCGGGCCACCUGGAGUUAAUGUCCACCUGGGGGUCUGCGGAGACCGGAUCCGAGGUGCAGCUGCCGGACGGGACUCUAAGAUGAAGUUAUGGGAUGUCGUGGCUGUCUGCCUGGUGCUGCUCCACACCGCGUCCGCCUUCCCGCUGCCCGCCGGUAAGAGGCCUCCCGAGGCGCCCGCCGAAGACCGCUCCCUUGGCCGCCGCCGCGCGCCCUUCGCGCUGAGCAGUGACUCAAAUAUGCCAGAGGACUAUCCUGAUCAGUUUGAUGAUGUCAUGGAUUUUAUCCAAGCCACCAUUAAAAGACUGAAAAGGUCACCAGAUAAACAAAUGGCAGUGCUUCCUAGACGGGAGCGGAAUCGACAGGCCACAGCUGCCAACCCCGAGAAUUCCAGAGGAAAAGGUCGGAGAGGCCAGAGGGGCAAAAAUCGGGGUUGUGUCUUAACCGCCAUACAUUUGAACGUCACUGACUUGGGUCUGGGCUAUGAAACCAAGGAGGAACUGAUUUUUCGGUACUGCAGUGGCUCAUGUGACGCAGCUGAGACAAUGUAUGACAAAAUACUCAAAAACUUAUCCAGAAACAGAAGGCUAGUGAGUGACAAGGCAGGGCAGGCGUGUUGCAGACCCAUCGCCUUUGAUGACGACCUGUCGUUUUUAGAUGAUAACCUGGUUUACCAUAUUCUAAGAAAGCAUUCCGCUAAAAGGUGUGGAUGUGUCUGACUCCGGCUCCAGAGACUGCUGUGUAUUGCAUUCCUGCUACAGUGCAAAGAAAGGGACCAAGGUUCCCAGGAAAUGUUUGCCCAGAGCGGAAGAUUGAGGACCAAGGAGGCGGAGGCGGAGGAGAGAGUGGAGGAGAAAGUGGAGGAGGAGGAAGGCAGCCAUCCAUCGUGGGAGCCUGGUAGAGGGAGGUCCAGCUACAGAAAACUGGAUAGGAGAGAGAAAACAGCCGCCUGGGUUCUCCAGACGCUCAGGGCUGGUGUCCCCGGUGGGCUGUUGUCAUCGCAUCAUCUGAUACAAUCCACCAUCACCCAUCAUGGUGGCAGUUGCGGAUGCACUCGAAGAACCAAACCAGUGUGUCUCCUGUGGUUUGUCUUCACAUGUCUGAAGACACCAGGGAAAUGAUACUCCUGGUGUCACUCCUUGUCAUUACAUUUUACUGCUGAAAGUAAGGAAGGUUUAUUUUUCUGUCACUCAAUGGAGUCAUACCCUGGAGAGUGGGGGAAAAAAAACAGAGACGCAAAAGAUCCUACAUAACCUUUGAAUUUGAAAGCUGAGGCCUGAGGUUUACUCCGACCAGCGUUUGGGGGAACAGCUGGCAAUUGAUUGUGAACAUGGUAUGUGGGGUGGGAAGAAGUUGGCUAGGAACCAAAAAGGCUGUCCUCGUGAUUAAAAACAAACCUGAAGGUCUUUCCUUCGUGUCCUCGGAAACAGGAAGCGAGUUGUGGUUUUCGGUAGCAUCUUGUAGGAGAGCAAGUGGGGGAGGCCCCCAGCUGCCCCUGGACAGGGAGACACCCCCCAUCGGGGCCUGUCAGUUUACAGAGAGACGGUUGUUACAUACCCAGCUCCGUUUAUGCGUGGUCACCCGUGACCAGAGAAGCUACUCGAUGCAAUGCAUCUGUUUCAGAUACAGAAAUAUAGAGAAGAUAUUUAUUGAGAUUUAAGUUAUUGUUAUUUAUUAUGGUUCACUAAUGAGUUUCUCUUUUUUUCCCUUAUUUAUUAAAGUUUCUUUUCAAAGGUGCCAAAGUAUAUGUGCUUGCAAAAUGCAAAGAGGGGUGACAAAAGGAAAUUUCAAUUGGG